AUGGCGCGCUCCUACGUCUCCACCGUCAUCUACCGCGAUCCCGGCCAAAAAUAUAUCUGGCCCGCCCACCAGCUCAACUUCUGGAACGUCACCAUGCUCGUCGGCGCCGCCACCAUCCUCGGCAUCUUCGCCCAGUUCAUCGACAUCCAGCAGACCUUGGGCCUCCCCAUCCCCUGGCUGUUCCCUUACGGCGUCAGCGUCGGCGCCCUCGCCGUCUUCUUCAUCCUCUACGAGAUCUGGCUAUCGCUGAACCACCGCCUCGUCCCCGGCGUCAUGCUGAUCGCGAGCUUCGUGUUCGUCGUGCUGUGGAUCACCGGGAUCAUCGGGACGGCGAUUCAGCUGUUUGGUCCGCAGGGGAACGUGUCGGCGAAUUGUCAGACGUAUGUGAAUGCGAGGAAGGCGGGUGGGGUGAGUUUGAAUACCUUGGCUUGGCUACAGCAGCGGAGUAUAUGUUCGUCCUGGUAUGCUACCUUCGCCUUUUGGCUCAUUGGCACCAUCUGGUGGGUCUGGAUGAUGGUCAUGGCUGCGCAGGUUAGUAAGGACAUCUACACCACUGAUUGAGCGAUGCCUUCCAGCACUGGUUUCAACGAGUCUUUCGUUUCUUCGGGAUAUACAGGUUACCUCCAUAUUUCGUAUGGGAAGGGUGGGGAAGAGUUAUGUACCGUGCGACGCUCUUCAAAUUGAAGGGUUCUGAGAGAACGAUACCAGAAGAUCGUUCUGUCCGGCAGUAUGGAUCAAACAUGGUUGGAACCGAAUAGCAACGCGCCGAUUUGGAGGCAGGGGUACCAGCUGCGGCGUUUAGGAGAAGAUGGAAUACGCUUUGUGUACAUGAUAAGCAAUGUGUGGGAUACCAGAUAGACUCAUUCGGACGAUACCGGAUUGAAUGCAAAAAUAGUUGAUAUAUCUUC
Eremomyces bilateralis CBS 781.70 is the source of this 908-nucleotide messenger RNA. RefSeq lists its product as uncharacterized. The transcript is spliced from 2 exons. The record is from RefSeq and is a predicted model, not a curated record. The coding region runs from base 1 to 561 and encodes 186 amino acids. NCBI's taxonomy places the organism in Eukaryota, Fungi, Ascomycota, Dothideomycetes, Eremomycetales, Eremomycetaceae.